AUGGCAGGAUUACGAAUGGCAAGAAGUUCAGGUUAUUCAUGCUGUCAUUCCAAGAAAGAACAAGACAAAGAACCAAAGUGUUCUGAAGCUACUGUGACUAGUCUUGGAUUCUGGUCGGAUCCUUUAGUGUGGGAGCGCACAAAACUCAAUACAUUUAGGUGUUUGAUAGGAUGUACUGUGGGGGACUUUUCUGCCAUGUGGUAUAUGCAGCUCAAUCAUCCAGAAAUGACUCCUGUACUUUGUACUGGUCUAGCCAUGGCUGCUGGAUUGUCUAGCUCUCUUGCAUUAGAAACCGUCCUUCUGCGUCGUUCAUUGGGUGUUCCGGUCCAGGCCGCGUUCAAGACAGCAAUGGGGAUGAGUUUUGCAUCGAUGUGUGCUAUGGAAUUGGCUGAGAAUGCAGUAGACUGGCAUUUGACUGGAGGACAGGUUGCAUUUGAUGACCCUCAUUUCUGGAUGGCUGCUCUUGCCAGUAUGGCUGCUGGGUAUAUUGUACCCCUACCCUUUAAUUAUUGGCGUCUAAAGGCACUAGGAAAAGCAUGUCAUUAA
Messenger RNA from Phycomyces blakesleeanus NRRL 1555(-), 546 nucleotides. RefSeq lists its product as hypothetical. The transcript is spliced from 3 exons. Bases 1 to 546 code for a protein of 181 amino acids. NCBI's taxonomy places the organism in Eukaryota, Fungi, Mucoromycota, Mucoromycetes, Mucorales, Phycomycetaceae. The record is from RefSeq and is a predicted model, not a curated record.